CUAAAAUGUCACAUUGCCCUGCUCCAGCAACAGGCACCAUGGCAGAGGUUCGCUCGCUACCUCCUCUCGAGAUGCUUCAACCAGCCGCGGAAUACACAUAGCUGGAUACAACGAUGUGAUGUUAAGGGACUUUCUUUUCAGAAUUUGCCAUAAGUGUCCUUUCAUUGCUAGCCUUCAGUUGGUGACCGACUUCCAAGAUUUGCAAUGGCUCCGUACAUGUCGGUCGAGCGAGCACACCGGUCAUAUGGCCCCGUGGACAAAGAGGCUCUCUCCAGUCAACUCUCCAAGUCGGAACGACGGCUGCUGCGUUUAGGUCUGGUCAAGUCGGAACGGUGGAGACAGCUGCCAACAGAGGGUUUGUACCAGGUCGUCAUCCUGGAAGUACUUGACGAUGGGCGACCAUACCCUUUGAAGCGCGGGGGAGGGAGGGCGUUCGCCGUCGCCUCAGUGCUUGAUCUUGGGCUAAGGAUGCUGGAAUGUUCACAAGGCCGAGAAGCCCUCGAGAACCUGGCAGGAAAGGCAAUUCGCCUCUGGAGAGAAAGGCCCGCCCAAGGCCACUGCCAUGCGCCCGCCAAGAUGGACCUACCCGGUGCAGUUGACGAGUUUCUGCGCUCCGUACGCUACCGCUUCCCCAUCGUCAAACUUGAUGACCGGAACGGGUUCUAUCACGAAGAGGACACCGAGAAGAUCUUCCCCUCCUGGAUCGACGAGCUUUCGAUGCUAAAGCAGUCCAAAUUCAACCCCAAAGCAGCAGCCGUGCUGCACCUGAAUUGGCAGCUGGUCGACAAGCUCUACUGGGCAAGACUCAUGGCCGACGUCGCCCGCCGGCACCGCCACGAGGACGUGCUGGAAACGCAAACAGUGCGCUUCCAUCGUCUGCAAUUCCAUCUCGCCGCCAUGGUCACGCACCAUCUCUGCCAUCUCUUUGUCAAUUUCCUGCGCGAGUUCGAGGGGCUGGCUGGCCAAGUCACCGACGACGACUUCCUGCGGCUGGUUAAGCACCAUGAUCCAGGCGCCGAGUUUGAGGCUGUGUUCUUCGGCGGGCGGCCCAAGGUGUUCAUCGACUACAAGGGCCCACGCGAGGAGAGCUACCCGGGGCGAAGCUACGUGAUCAGGCGUGCCAGCAGCAAUGAUAGGAGGGUGGCUGCUGUGGUUGCUCAGGAUAGGAUUGAAGCAUAUCUCAAGGGUGUGAUGCUGUUAGAUUUCUCCGUACCUCUCUUCACCGAAGCAGAGGGAGAACUCCCUCUGAUGGAGGCGUACCGGGACGUCAAGAGACGCUACGGCGAUUCCAAACAGGAGAGUUUUCAGUGGCAACAGGGCGCAACUGGCGCUAGGCGAGCUGCAGAGGUCGGCUCGGCGGGUGAGCUAUCGCUCAGUGUGCCCUGGAAUAUCCACGGCGCCGAGUAUCAGACGUUGAAAAAGGCCUCUUUUGACCCGGCCAUCAGGCUUGCCGAUUUUCAGGGCUUUUAGGUGACAUGGUUGACGUACGGAUAUAGACGAUGGAUAAUAUUUUCAGUGGUGUUAUUCUACAAUCCUCACACGCAGAGUGAUCUGUAUUGCUAUGCUUGACAUACCUUAGGACCCUAUAAACGACAUGGUGUUCACGGACUGC
Canariomyces notabilis is the source of this 1612-nucleotide messenger RNA. RefSeq lists its product as uncharacterized. The transcript has 4 exons. NCBI's taxonomy places the organism in Eukaryota, Fungi, Ascomycota, Sordariomycetes, Sordariales, Chaetomiaceae. The record is from RefSeq and is a predicted model, not a curated record. Bases 205 to 1470 code for a protein of 421 amino acids.